Fonsecaea multimorphosa CBS 102226 is the source of this 1437-nucleotide messenger RNA. RefSeq lists its product as uncharacterized. The transcript is spliced from 5 exons. The record is from RefSeq and is a predicted model, not a curated record. The coding region runs from base 1 to 1437 and encodes 478 amino acids. Gene Ontology annotation, molecular function: oxidoreductase activity, acting on paired donors, with incorporation or reduction of molecular oxygen; iron ion binding; monooxygenase activity. NCBI's taxonomy places the organism in Eukaryota, Fungi, Ascomycota, Eurotiomycetes, Chaetothyriales, Herpotrichiellaceae.
AUGUUAUUAUGGCUCCUCCCCUACGUGAUCCUCGUCGCAGCCCUCGCCAAAGUCGUGCAGAGGUUUCGCUCCCCCGUGGCCAAAUUGCCAGGCCCCCAAUACACGGCCUGGACAUCGCUGGUGCUCAAGUACCACGAAUUCACGCACGGGCGACGCCUGUACAUCCACGAUCUCCACCAAAAGUAUGGACCGGUCGUCCGACUGAGCCCUAACGAGGUGUCGUUCGCGACCGCCGACGCGGCCAAGGAGAUCUAUGUGUCGGGCGGCAGCGGGUACGACAAGACGCCCUUCUACUCGCUAUUCACGCAGUUUGGGACGCGCACACUGUUUUCGACGCUCCCGCGGGCGGAUCACAGCUACAUGAAGCGCUAUCUAGCCGACCGGUAUGCCAACACGAGCAUCAUGAAACCCGACGUCCUCAACGGCAUCUCCCAGCAUGCGCGGGACUUUCUGAACAAGUGUCUGGAUCAAUGUCAUGGGAAUGAUGGGUUCGCUGACAUCUAUGUAUCUCUGCACUGCUUCGCGCUGGACGGAGUGACGCAUCAGCUGUUUCAUCCGUACGGUACGCAUGCCAACAGGGACGAAAAGGAUCUGCGUCUGAUGCAAGAACUGUCUUAUCAUGACAGCUUGAAAAGCAAUAUCGCCAUCUAUUACAUGCCGUGGCUCUCCGGUGUGAUCCACUAUAUCAGCCCGCCCAAGCCCGCACCUUUAUCGAAUGACUACGUCCUCAGGACCAGCGCACUUCCGUCGCCGUCGCCGUUCAGCCUCCUCUCGAAGCUUCAGGCACAAGCCAAGGCCACCGACAUGGCCCCCUACGCCGUGCCCGCCGAGUGCAAGGACCACCUGGCAGCAGGGGUCGACACGACAGGCGACGCGCUCUGUUUUCUGAUGCACCACCUCUCUCUACCCACGCCGACAUCGCAGCGUAUUCAGGGCCUUCUGCGCAAAGAACUUACCGAAAACGCCGCAGCCCCUUUCGAUCAACUUCCCUACCUCGACGCCGUGGUCAAAGAAGGCCUCCGCUGUUUCCCCCCAAUACCCAUGUCAAUGCCGCGAUACGUGCCUUCCGGGGGCAGCACGAUCGAAGGCUACUUCAUCCCGCAAGGAACCAUCGUGAGCUGCCAGGCGUACACGCUGCACAAGGACCCUACCGUGUUUCCGCAACCGUUGGAAUUCCUGCCAGAGCGCUGGCUCGACAAGUCCGGCGAGGCCGAGAGAAACAGGUUAUCCUUCGCCUUCUCCCUCGGCGGAAGGGGGUGUCUGGGUCGGCACCUCGCAAUAGCUGAGAUGAAACUCCUCCUCCGCGAGGUCUAUUCCCAGUGCCGCACGACCCUGUCCAGCCGGAUGGACAGCGACAUGGACAUGGAGGACCAGAUCAUCGCCAGCCGGCCAAAGGGCCAGAGCUGCAAGCUGGUCUUCGAGAAGGUCGUCGCAUGA